Rhizophagus irregularis DAOM 181602=DAOM 197198 is the source of this 624-nucleotide messenger RNA. The record is from RefSeq and is a predicted model, not a curated record. NCBI's taxonomy places the organism in Eukaryota, Fungi, Glomeromycota, Glomeromycetes, Glomerales, Glomeraceae.
GCAAAUUUUGUAAAUAUUUCAUGUAAGAUAAAAUAGUACUAUUAUAAUUUAUCCGUGCAUUAUUAAAAAUCAAAGUUUUUAAUGAAUUAUGUUGAGAUUCUUUUAAAGAUUUUAAAAUUUCAUUUAUACCCAUUUCUGGAAUAUCAAAUAAUUCAAGAUGAACUAAAUUAUGUUGAGAUCUUAUUAGAGAAGCAAGAUAAUAAGAUUCACGUGAUAUUUCUGUCGCUGUUCCAUUUCCACAAAAAGAGUAGAUAGGAUAAUCAAUUCUAAUGAUUAAUUUUUGAAUAUUAUAACAAAUUAGUGAAAGGAAAGAGAAUAUUUCAUAUUUCCUUUCUCUUAUAGUGAGUAUGAGUUCAGUUAAGUUGGCAAAAAAUUGAGUAAUUUCAGGAAUUUUUGAUUCCUUAAUUAAUAAUUUAAUAAUGUAAUUAUCCCAGUAACUAAAACGGUUGCAAUCAUCAUUGACAUCAUCUCUAUCAUAUUUAUCUACGUUAAUAAGAAAUGAACAAGGAUUUAUGUUAUUAAUCUUAUAGAAAAUAAAUUUUGUAUCAAAUGAAAGUAUUUUUAACUUUGGUGUGUUCAUAAUAAAGUAUUUCAUUAUACUUCCAAAUGUUAAAGGUGAAUAAU